Molecule: messenger RNA, 1134 nt
Organism: Leptinotarsa decemlineata (Colorado potato beetle)
Lineage: Eukaryota; Metazoa; Arthropoda; Insecta; Coleoptera; Chrysomelidae
Product: transposable element P transposase
Molecular function (GO): sequence-specific DNA binding
Source: RefSeq, a predicted model, not a curated record
UAUUCCACGUAUUUUAUUCGAAAAUGAUCAUUUUGGCAAAUCUACAAUAUUAUGUCGGAUAACGAUAAUUGUCACAUUGGCAACAGUGCAAAAUGCAAUCAUAACCUAUAAAAUACUGUGAUUUUUGUUUAUUUCGUGGUUUUCACGUGUUCUAAGUUUUGUUGCAUAUACUUUUAUUCGUUUGCUAGCAGUGGGUGUUUUUUCUGCGAAAUAGUGAAUUGCAAGAUGUCUACAGUUUUGGCUGAGUUUGUUUCCAAAAAACAAUGCAAAUAUUGCGUAGUAUGUUCAAGCAAUUCGAGGGAAAAUCCCCAAUUGAGUUUUUUUAGGAUUCCCAAAGAUGAUGCAAGGUGUGCUUCAUGGAAGGCCAUUUUGAAAGUGGAUAAAUUGAAGGAGUUCACGUCUGAAGAAUGCUAUUUCUGUUUUCGUGUCUGUUGUAAGCACUUUGGAAGUGAUAUGUUUGCCAAUUUGCAGAAAAACAGAUUGAAAAAAGAAGCAGUUCCCACCGGUUUUUCUGAUGAAAUAAACCCCUCAGAGCAAGAUGAUCCCGUUGUUGAUGAUACUGGGAUGUCGAACAUUUCUGAGAGUGUAGCAGGCACCUCUCAAGGCAGGCAAACCUAUGAAGAUGUUACAGCUGAUAAUGUCAGUAGCAGAAAGGCAAGAACUGUUUCUCUUGCCAAUACAUCAACCGAAAAAUGCAAAAGACUAUUGAGUCUUGUUCCAGGCACCAGCUCGUCAAUAGAUUAUGAAAAUAUUGAACUUCAAUAUUCCGAUACCUCAGAUGCUUACAUUCAAACAUCCACAAGUUUGUCUGCCUACACACCAAGGAAACUGCCCCUUCAAAAUAAGAUAAGACUCCUUCAAAGACAACUCAAUUCUAAGUCUAGUCCACCAACCACAUCAAAUCAGCAAGAUUCAAAUGAAAUGGAAGUGGUUUUAAAUUUCAUUAGGAAAAAGUGUUUACCAGUUUUAGCUACCUUUAUGGAAACACAGUUGUCGCUUUCAUCUGCCAAAAUUGGAAUAGAGUGCCGAUAUAACAAUGAAAUCAAAUUAUUGGCCCUCACUAUAUAUUUCUUGGGCCCUAAAGUGUACAAUUUUUUAAAACAAAUAUUUCGAAAUAUAUUUUUUGGGCCUUAA